UGUUCUGCGUUCUGCGCGGGUCAGGCACUUCUUCUCCCACGACGUCGUCACUCUCCUACGAUUUGCUGUUCUCCAAUACAAGCUUGUGAGCCAAACAUUUCCCUCCCUCUCCCUUCAUAGCCUCGAAAUAAUCCGGAUUCUUCGCCGCAUCAUGGCCAAAGAUGAUAUCUGCUCGAAACGCGCGCGGGAUCGACUAUCCGGAGCCUUGACCACAGCCUUAGAAAAUGACUUGCUGGAUUGCUUGCCCGAUCUCUCGGCGGGCUUGGAUACGCCUCUCAAACGAAUCAUCAACUCGAACAGCCCCUGGAACUCACCCUCCAAAUCGCCCCGCCAACCCCGACGUCGCCGCAAGAAGGAAGUGCCCUAUGAAAACGCCUUUCACCACACUUUCGUCAUGAAGCUCUUUGAUCGGAGUGUGGAUCUGGCCCAAUUUCCCGCGGGCACUUCCCUGUAUCCCGUGGCACGGGCCUGGAUGAAGAAUCAACCGCACAACACCAACUUUGCACCCAGAGUUCGCACACCCACCCCAGAACCCAUAGAAGUGCCCGAAGUUGAAGCCUCGCCUAUGGAAGAAGACAGCACCGGAUCCGACCAGGCAGAGAAACAAGAAAGUGCCAAGGCCAACGAUGAUCCGGAGAAUGAAGAGCCAACCCAAGUCAAUGGCCAUGAACCGACGGAAGAGGUCAAGCCGUUGAAGCCCGUUUACAAACUACCCGUGUUCUUACCCUUAGCCCGAAAUCCCGAAGGCGUGGAGGAACGAUUGAGAAUCCCAUCCAUUCCGAAACCUGCUACCGUGACGUUUCACUUGGACGAGAUCCAGAAGCCAGAAUGUUCGCCCGAGGAUCUGACCCAGUCGCACUUGACGCAAUGGAAAAGCGUGCGGCAACGUUGGCGCCAUGCGGCUGUGACCAACGAAGAACGCUACGCGGACAGUUUGGCGGUGAUACAAGACAUGUUCGAGAAAUAAGAGUUGGAUUACCCUCGAUUUCGGGA
Molecule: messenger RNA, 993 nt
Organism: Tigriopus californicus
Lineage: Eukaryota; Metazoa; Arthropoda; Copepoda; Harpacticoida; Harpacticidae
Gene: mip40
Product: protein lin-37 homolog
Exons: 5
Coding region: 152-967 (271 amino acids)
Biological process (GO): negative regulation of transcription by RNA polymerase II
Cellular component (GO): Myb complex; transcription repressor complex
Source: RefSeq, a predicted model, not a curated record